ACUUUUAAUCACCUGCACGCAACCCUACGUAGGAAUUUUUCGGCAUAAACAAUUGAUUUGCGAAGUUCAUCUGACAAUUUAAAGAAAGUUAAUUGUUGUAUAUAUUUAAACAAUUAUUUAAUAUUUAACAUUAUGUCUUACGGCGGUUAUCCUGGUGGCUACAAUCCUUACUCUGCACCUCCCGGUGCCUUUCCGCCACAAAACGCCCAAGUCUCGCCACAGGCACAGCAAUGGUUCAAUAUGGUCGAUCGCGAUCGUUCCGGAAAAAUAAAUUCCAGUGAACUGAAAGCAGCAUUGGUGAAUGGACGUGGUGAAAACUUUUCAGAUAAUGCUUGCAAGUUAAUGAUUAGCAUGUUCGAUAAGGACGCUAGCGGUACAAUUGACAUUUACGAAUUCGAAAAGCUUUAUGAGUACAUAAACCAGUGGUUAAUGGUAUUUAAAACCUACGAUCGGGAUAGCAGCGGUCACAUAGAUGAAAACGAACUAACUCAAGCAUUCUCGCAAAUGGGCUUUAGAUUCACGCCAGAAUUCAUCAACUUUCUGGUUAAAAAGAGCGAUCCAAGAGAUCAUAAAGAAGUGUCUGUGGAUCAAUUUAUUGUUCUGUGUGUGCAAAUUCAACGCUUUACCGAGUCAUUUAGACAACGAGACACUCAACAAAAUGGCACGAUAACAAUCGGAUUUGAGGAUUUCCUUAGUAUUGCUAUUGGAUGUUCCUAUUGAAAAUAAGUGAAAAGAAACCAGUACAAAUCUCAACAUAGUCCGUUUCGUAUAUUCCGGAAAGUAAAUGUCAUUCCGUAACUAUUUGCGCCUUUCAACAAGCCAAAAUACAUUUUUAUAUUUCACCAUAAAUGCACGUUGUUAAAUCAAUAAUCUCAAAUACAUACAUACUUUAAAUGAAUGUGUUAUCUAUAUGUAUUAUUUUAUGUAUACCUUUGCCUUUAACUUAUAAACAGUGUGUUUGUAAAUACAAUUAAAAAAGCUAGAAGCAAAA
Bactrocera tryoni is the source of this 991-nucleotide messenger RNA. RefSeq names its product peflin (gene Pef). Gene Ontology annotation, biological process: COPII vesicle coat assembly. The transcript has 4 exons. Gene Ontology annotation, molecular function: calcium ion binding. Bases 133 to 720 code for a protein of 195 amino acids. The record is from RefSeq and is a predicted model, not a curated record. Lineage: Eukaryota; Metazoa; Arthropoda; Insecta; Diptera; Tephritidae.